Molecule: messenger RNA, 423 nt
Organism: Stylonychia lemnae
Lineage: Eukaryota; Ciliophora; Spirotrichea; Sporadotrichida; Oxytrichidae
Source: the annotation of a GenBank genome assembly
AUGUAUGGAAGAUUGCCUUCAACUUCUUCCAAUGAAAAAAAGAUUCCAACGUUUUGCAUCGUACUUUACAUCAUAAUAAUGGGCAUUGCUCUCACUGUGACUACACUAUUCAUAAUAUACUUUAUCAGAAAGAGAAGAAGAGAAUAACAAAUUUAACAAGAUUACAUUAGACAUAGCAGACAAACUUAAAGCUCUGGACAAGGCGGCUAAUUUGAUGAUGAUACUCAAAUAAUUGGUAAUAAUCAAUAAGAUGAUACCAACUAUGAAUUACCUCUGAUAGUACUUCAAAGCAAAAUGGCUCAAAAGCCACUCAACUCAUCCUACUAAUCUCCAUCCUCACUGCCCCUUAAUAGGCAAUUAAUUGACUCUUAAACAAGCAACUCCUCCUAUCAACUACAUUAACCUAAUCCUCAGGAAUUCUGA